CAGGUUGAGCAAAAGCAUUGUGGGAAGCAGAAACCUAUGACGUCCUCUUCUCUGUAUUUUCUAAACAUGUUUGGCUGGUGACGACCUAUCACAGCAUAAACAUGCAUUCAAUAGUGGUGAUUAUGAUUAUAUAGCUAAGAGAUAUAGAUGUCUUUAUUUUGAGGAGUCGGAUCGUGUGAACAAUGGACGGAGACGCUACCUUCAGAGGAAAUAACAUCACAGCAUUAUGGCGACCAUGUAUCCAAGGGCCAGCAGUACUGGGGCCACUCCCUCAGAGGAGAUGAAUGGUACUGGGAACCUGAUGGACUUCCUGGAUGAGCCCUUCCCAGACGUAGGCACCUACGAAGACUUCCACACCAUUGACUGGCUCCGGGAGAAGUCGCGCGACACAGACCGCCAUAGGAAGAUCACCACCAAGAGUAAGGAGUCUUACUGGGAGCUGAUUAAGAGUCUUCUGGAUGCCUGGUCAGGAUGGGUGGUGAUGCUGCUCAUAGGAAUGCUCACAGGUACGCUGGCUGGAGUGAUCGACCUGGCUGUGGACUGGAUGACCGACCUGAAAGAGGGGGUGUGUCUGUCUGCUUUGUACUACAGCCGUGAGCAGUGCUGCUGGACCUCCAACGAGACCACCUUCGAAGACAGAGACAAGUGUCCGCAGUGGCAGAAGUGGGCCGAGCUGAUGACCGGUCACUCUGAGGGUGCCGGGGCGUAUGUGUUGAAUUACUUCCUGUAUGUGUUGUGGGCGCUGUUAUUCUCUUUCUUGGCCGUGUCUCUAGUAAGGGUCUUUGCCCCCUACGCCUGUGGGUCAGGUAUUCCUGAGAUCAAGACCAUCCUGAGUGGGUUCAUCAUCCGGGGGUACCUGGGGAAGUGGACCCUGCUGAUCAAGACGGUGACCCUGGUGCUGGCUGUGUCCUCCGGGCUCAGCCUGGGGAAGGAGGGGCCCCUGGUCCACGUGGCCUGCUGCUGUGGUAACCUCUUCUGCUCCCUGUUCUCCAAGUACAGCAAGAACGAGGGCAAGCGCAGAGAGGUGUUAUCGGCUGCUGCAGCUGCUGGGGUGUCCGUGGCUUUUGGAGCUCCGAUUGGAGGAGUUCUCUUCAGCCUGGAGGAGGUGAGUUACUACUUCCCUCUGAAGACUCUGUGGCGCUCCUUCUUCGCUGCGUUGGUGGCGGCCUUCACCCUGCGCGCCAUCAACCCGUUCGGCAACAGCCGUCUGGUCCUGUUCUACGUGGAGUACCACACCCCCUGGUACAUGGCUGAGCUGGUCCCCUUCAUCCUGCUGGGGGUGUUCGGGGGCCUCUGGGGAGCCCUCUUCAUCCGGGGUAACAUCGCCUGGUGUAGGAGGAGGAAGACCACUCUGCUGGGGAAGUACCCAGUCCUAGAGGUGAUCGUGAUAACGGGUAUUACCGCAGUCCUGGCGUUCCCUAACCCGUACACGCGGCGCAGCACCAGCGAGCUCAUCUCCGAGCUGUUCAACGACUGCGGUGCGCUGGAGUCCUCUCAGCUGUGUGACUACGUUAAUAACCCCAACAUGAGCCGUCCGGUGGACGACAUCCCAGACCGCCCUGCUGGACCCGGGGUCUACAGCGCUCUGUGGCAGCUGGCCCUGGCUCUUAUCUUUAAGAUUGUAAUAACUAUCUUCACCUUUGGCAUGAAGAUCCCGUCUGGGCUGUUUAUCCCCAGUAUGGCUGUGGGGGCCAUCGCUGGGCGAAUUGUGGGCAUCGCUGUGGAGCAGAUGGCCUACCAUCACCACGACUGGAUCAUCUUUAAGAACUGGUGUCGUCCUGGAGCCGACUGUGUUACCCCAGGUCUCUACGCUAUGGUGGGCGCUGCAGCAUGUCUGGGAGGUGUGACCCGGAUGACCGUGUCCCUGGUGGUCAUUAUGUUUGAGCUGACCGGUGGUCUGGAGUACAUCGUCCCCCUCAUGGCCGCAGCCGUCACCAGUAAGUGGGUAGCGGACGCCUUUGGGAAGGAGGGUAUCUACGAGUCCCACAUCCAACUCAACGGCUACCCCUAUCUGGACGUCAGGGACGAGUUCACACACAGGACCCUGGCCACAGAUGUGAUGCGUCCCAGGCGCAGCGAGCCCCCCCUGGCCGUGUUGACCCAGGACAGCACCACGGUGGAGGACGUGGAGACACUCAUCAAGGACACCGACUACAAUGGCUUCCCUGUGGUCGUGUCCCGAGAGUCAGAGCGCCUCAUCGGCUUCGUCCAGCGCAGGGAACUCACUGUGGCCAUCAAGACUGCCCGUCAGAAGCAGGACGGGGUGGUGAGCAGCUCUGUGGUCUACUUCACGGAGGACAACCCCCAGGUGGCCGAGGCCUGCGACCCCCAGCCCCUGAAGCUGCGGCGCAUCCUCAACCUCAGCCCCUUCACCGUCACGGACCACACCCCCAUGGAGACCGUGGUGGACAUCUUCAGAAAGCUGGGCCUCCGACAGUGUCUGGUCACCAGAAGCGGGCGUCUGUUGGGCAUCAUCACUAAGAAGGAUGUCCUCCGUCACAUGGCCCAGAUGAUGAACCAGGACCCAGAAUCCAUCAUGUUUAACUAGUGGCCCAAGAAGACAAAGCUUUAUUAUCCCAAGGACCUCUCUGCCCCUCCCUCAGAUUGUAAAUAGUGAAACGCUACUGUAACCCAGUGUUUAGAAUGUAGGGAUGGAGAAAGAGGGGUGAAGAAAGAGGGGGAUCAGGACUAAGAUGGAUAAAUGAAGGGCGUGUGGACCAGAAUGGAAGGAUGAAUAAAGAGGGGGUGUAAGGACAAGGAAGGAAGAUCAAAGAAGAGGGUGUGAGGACCAGGAAAGGGGGACCAAGAGGGAGGGGUGGAGGAAUAGGGGUGUGAGGACCAGGAUGGAGAGAUGAAGGGAGGGAGGUGUCAAUCAUGGCAAGGAGGGAAGCACCUUAUGUCUGAGAUGAUGAGUUGUUUUAGUUUGAUGUGCCGCUGACGCCAUAUUUAUGUUUUCAGUGACGCUUCAACGCCUGCUGUAACUGACUUGAGUCUAAGUUGUCAAUGUUAAGUUGGUGGCCCUUAGAACCCAUUGUUCCCAGGGUAUAUUUCACAUGUUGAUGUUACUUUGACAUUUGCGGCUUCUCAAAUGUUUCUCAAUAUUGAACUGUAACAACAUUGUUUUAACACGGAUACUGUAUGUAUUUGCUAGAAGACCGCGUAUCAUGUCAAUUGAUUUAUUUAUCCAGACUUUUUUAUUGUUGUUGUUUUUUUGCAAUGAAGAAUGCACUUUGGAAGAGAAAUAGCUGAACCGGAAAGAGCCACCAAGUCCAAUGAUUUUCUUGUUACUUUAUAGUUCUCACUCCAUGCUGCCCCUCACCAGUUUCAUAGGUUUUGUUGUAAUAUGCUGAGGGAAUGUAUUGUGGAAAAUAACUGUGGAAAUAUUGAACCUGCCUCACUUCGGUUCUUUUUGUUUAAUUUUAUACAUAUCAGUCCAGACAAGAGCCACAGUGGUUGUGUGGAUUUAGCCACACUAGGUUCUCCUUCUUUGUCAUUUCAUACUGAAAGAUAAUUCCAUAUUUAUUCAUCUUUUUUUCAAAUCCAUCCAUUUUUACUACUGUAUUGAGAAACUAUCGAUUUGUUAUUAUCUCGAGCAAUUGAACACUACUGUAGUUGUUUUAUAUGUAUUAUUCUAAUAUGAGCUGUUCAACAUUACUGUAACUUGGAACUGGUACAGAAAACGGAUAUUUGCACUUUUGUUGGUGUUUGUAAAUAACGUCUAAGUGAUGCACAAUAUAUACUAUUUGCAAUGUACAAGGUUCUGACAUUAAAUAAAAGGGGCGUUGUGUCAACAAGAA
Molecule: messenger RNA, 3797 nt
Organism: Oncorhynchus kisutch (coho salmon)
Lineage: Eukaryota; Metazoa; Chordata; Actinopteri; Salmoniformes; Salmonidae
Product: H(+)/Cl(-) exchange transporter 4-like
Exons: 15
Coding region: 227-2548 (773 amino acids)
Biological process (GO): transmembrane transport; chloride transport
Cellular component (GO): Golgi apparatus; plasma membrane; early endosome
Molecular function (GO): voltage-gated chloride channel activity
Source: RefSeq, a predicted model, not a curated record